Alosa alosa (allis shad) is the source of this 3112-nucleotide messenger RNA. RefSeq names its product deoxyribonuclease I-like 1 (gene dnase1l1). The transcript is spliced from 9 exons. Gene Ontology annotation, biological process: DNA catabolic process. Gene Ontology annotation, molecular function: DNA nuclease activity. The record is from RefSeq and is a predicted model, not a curated record. NCBI's taxonomy places the organism in Eukaryota, Metazoa, Chordata, Actinopteri, Clupeiformes, Clupeidae. Gene Ontology annotation, cellular component: nucleus. Bases 1037 to 1996 code for a protein of 319 amino acids.
GGGAUUGGAAGGAGAAGCUGUAAAUGUAAUGCACAGUUGUUAAGUUUUUUAAUUACUUUUAAGUCUUCACACUUUUUGAUUUUUUCCUCUCUGUGUGUUGUUUUAUUUUGUUAUGUUUGGCUGAACUUUUUUUUUAUCCUGCAUCUGGGAUGUGCACAAUGACCUUCUCUAACCAGAGUUUGGAUUUUUGACUUAUUGGAAACGAACAUUCUUAUGCCAUUGCAUUUGUCACAAAUGCAAUGGCAUGCCACCUGCAGGGGUGACUCAAUUUAAUCAUUCAUAUUUGUUUUGUUUUUAAUAUACCAUGUUACUGUAGAAAAUAGGGCUGAUAAUUGUAAAUAUAUACCAGCCACUAUGGAUGAUAGACCAAAUUGUUUGUUUGUAUCCUUGUUUAGGUUGUCUUAACAUUGUUGGCUAAAAGGAUCCUGGAAAAUGUUUAAUAUUUUUGCUCAGAUUUUCUUUUUUUUUUUAUACAACCUGACCCUGAGGUUGUGAAAUUGGAGUUUAACAUAGCUCUAUGUUAUUUACCAUAAACCCAUAUAUCUAUAAACUUUAACCUCAUUGGCCAUUUUGGCCAAGUCAGUCUGUUUCCCCUUUUUCUCAGGAAACAUUUUAUUCACGUGUCCUUCUGAGAAUCGAUCCACCUUGGGGAUUGGCAUAACCAUAAUUAUUGUUUCUUAUCUUGAUUUAGAGUGAGAGAGAGAGAGAGACAGAGAGAGGAGAGAGAGAGAGAGAGAGAUGAUUUUCCCUGGUGUUUCUGGAAGUACAAGUCAUAAUGUGAGAUAUCAGAAGUGUGUCGAUAUUUUAAGAAAGUAUGACCCAUUUGUGGGCUACACCUCUUCUGCUGUAAAGGGCACUAGGAUAGCAACUGUUCUACAUUAUUAGAAACACGUUGCCCCUCCCUCAAGAGCAGAGUGGGUGGGGUCAAAGAGCCAACUCAGGGGAGAUCAACAAGGAAGCGCGCAGCUCAAAAGAAACAUUUAGCUUCUUAACUUUCACACAACCAACAACUGGUCCCUUUCCAGAAAGCUCCGUCAUGCUACUGACAGCCAAUAAAAGCACUGGACCUUGGAUUACUCUAGCACUGUUUUUUGCAAGCUUCCUGUGUCCCGUUUUGGCUUUCAAAAUAUGUGCAUUCAAUGUCCGAAGCUUUGGAGACUCUAAAUCAACCGAUGCCAUGGUCAUGCACACUCUGAUUCGAAUCCUGUCUAGGUGUGACAUUGCCUUACUUCAGGAAGUGAGAGACAGCAAAGGAAAGGCCAUUCCCAUCCUGCUUGCUGCACUGAAUAGGUUUGACUCUGUACACACUUAUGACGCUGUGGCCAGUGAGCGUCUUGGUAGGACUUCUUAUCAGGAACAGUAUGUGUUUGUGUACAGGACAGAUACGGUCAGUGUGAAAGAUCAAUAUCAGUAUCCUGACACACAGAAAGGGGACGAGGAUGCUUUUGCUAGAGAACCGUUUGUGGUGUGGUUCCGAGCACCGAGGACAGUUCUGGGGGAGUUUGUGCUCAUACCACAACACACAUCUCCUACCAAUGCCACAAAAGAGAUCGAUGAACUCUACGAUGUCUUUGUAGCCAUAAAAAAUAAAUGGAGGGUGGAGAAUGUGAUGCUCCUGGGUGACUUUAAUGCUGCCUGUGGGUACGUAGCAAAGAAGAACCGCAAGAACAUCCGCCUCUACUCUGACACCUCGUUCAUCUGGUUGAUCGGGGAUGACGUAGACACCACGGUGAAAGAAACAACCGACUGUGCUUAUGAUCGGAUCGUCAUCCAUGGAGAGAACUUUGCCCAAGGCAUUGUUCCCUAUUCAGCAGGUGCUUUCAACUUUGCUAAUGAGUAUAGUCUGACUGAGGAGCAGGCUCUCGGUGUUAGUGACCACUACCCCGUGGAGGUGGACCUAAGAGACGGAGGGCUGAGGGCAGCCCCAACUCCCCACCUCCUCCUCGCUGCUCUGUGUUUACUUACGACUUCGCUCGUAAGCACACUGAACAACUGAGAAGGAGAGAGAGAGACUGCCUGGACAAUUGUUCCCAAAGAGCCCAAUCUGACGGGUGGAAUUUGCACUGAAGCUGAAGAUAUAUUAAUGGAUUUGAGGAUGAAUGCUGGUCAUAUUUUUGAAGAGAAGAGAUAUUUUUUAUAUUAUAAGUUUUACCCAUCACUAGGAUCCAAAUACCUCUCAAUAAUUUUUUUCCAUUGGUUUGAUAAUAUGCUGACUUUGAAAUGAUGCUGCUAAACAGCUUAGUAUCAAGCGCAUAUCAAUAUUAUAAAGGAAUUGGUAUUUUGUCAGUAUUUAAGUGUAUGAGCUAGGUAUAUAAGGUAUUUAAGAUUUACAAACAUUUAUUUGUGAGUGUUUAAACAGAGCUAAGGAAAUAUUAUCCUUGUGUCUUUUGUCUAGCAUAAUAUUUUUUGGUGGCUUGCGAUUGCACAAAAUGUUAUGCUGACAUUUGUAAGAUUUCACUUGCAGCUAUUCUUCAUAAUUAUAAAUGUGUAUAUCUGUUUGUUUUAUGUUUAUUUUAUUUCUUUGAAUAAUAAUAACUACAUGUCCAUUUUGAAUUGACAACUCAACACCAAUUCAAUACAACCACUAGCCUGAAUCAGACUAGCAAACCUGAAUACACUGCACUUUUUCCAUUAGUUUCUAUCUUGUUAGCCUCUUCAGUAAACCAUCUACUGGAUUACAGUUGGCUAAUGCAUUGGCUUCUGCCUUCUGGCAUAAAAAGCACAAAUGCCAUGCUUAUCUGUUUCUGUUUAGUUGUCUUCUCUUAUUGAUAAAAAAUUUUCGCAACUAGAAGGCUGAUACAGUGGGUAAACUGGGUAGGCCUACAGUAUUAUUUGAUUCAAAUAUUUGUGUUUAUUGCCCUGGGGAUCAAUAAAGUAUCUAUCUAUCUAUCUAUCUAUCUAUCUAUCUAUCUAUCUAUUUAAUAGGGGGGGUUACAAGGUUGUGAUAUUUUCGACGUCUUAAUUAGUACACUAGGAAACUUACAUCUAGCUCCACACUAAAGAAACAACUGACUGAAUCAGCUAAAGAAAAUGUGUUGCUGUACAUGUUUAACAGACAUACAUCAUUUCUUCCAGUUAGGGAACAGUUCUAAUAAAUAUCCUAUUUUCCUCG